GGAUAAAAUCGGAAUGUUUUGACGAACAAUAUCCCUGGGAAUGGCAUGAGAGCUAUUCCGUUUAUAUCCGGUGACAAAUUAUUCGUUUUAUCUAGAAUAAGCAAAAUUGACAGAAACUCAUUUCGAUAUAAAAAGAACCAACAUGCCAGAGACCAAACAAACCAUUAAGGAGGUUCUCCCAAAACAAGGACUGCUGUACCAAGAGGAUAUGCCAACCGUGGUGCUGUGUAAGCCAAAGAUACUUCCACUCAAGUCAGUCACACUGGAGAAACUGGAGCGCAUGCAGCGUGAAGCGCAGGAGACCGUGAAGCAGCAGGAACAACAACAGCAGCAGCAUGGGGAGAAAGACUUCUUCAGUGAUUAUUCCUAACCCUCGGGGAAUUAGCGAUGUAGUGAUUUAAUUACAAACAUAUUUUAAGAUUGAAAGUUUUUUUAUUUGGGAGAAAGACAUACUACUGCAUGGAAAAGUUGCAAUGCAUUGAUUUAACAUCUAUAUCUGUGUGAUGGAAAGAUGGAUUUUUUAUUAUGACGUCAUGGUUUUGUGCUGAGGGUAAUUAUAUGUGAAAUGAAGCUAAUGGAUUCAAUAAAUGAAGUCAAAUUUCAUGAAUUAAAUUUUGAAAUCAGAGAAAUCAGAAUCUGCUUGUGUACAUUUUACUAAAUUGCUUCGGUCUUUCUCAGAGAGAGAGAGAGAGAGAGAGAGAGAGAUCUUACUUUAUAUAUCAAUUUUACAUAUUUGUUAAUUGUUGUAUAUCAUAUAAUGAUAAAUUUGAACAGAGGAUAAAUCUGUACCAUAAUGAAAAUUCAAAUGUUUUGCUCAAGUUAUUAAUUUCGAAUGACAGUCAACAAAAACUGAUUUUUUAUUCCAUUUAAUUGUUCUGUAAGUACAUUGCAUGUCAAAAAUUACAAUUUAUUUUUAAUAGGUUCUCUUUUUAAAAUUACUUUAUAUAGGGUUCUGCAUUUGAUAGAUAUGUUGAGUGACUCUGAGGAAAGAGUGGAAAUAAUGCUACAAACAGAAUUUAUCAUAUUUUCCGUCCAUUUAAUGAAAUCAGAAAAACUAAUCAUAAAGAUGAAUUACUGUAAACCAACUUUUGUUUGCAUGCGAGAAAUUUUCAUGAGGUUAGCGCGAGCCUUGUCGUCGCGAAUAUUUCUUGCCGCGAACCAAUCCUUUGUCUAUAGUUUUGAUAACAAUACAGGUCUGGAUAAGACUUGGUCGCGAACAUUAGUCCUCAUAAACUAGUUUAUUGGCAGCUAAUAGCGAAAUAAAGUUGCUUCGCAUGAAAAUUGGUUAACAGUAGUUUAUUUAAUAUAUGCAUAUUCUGUUUGUUGUAAAAAAAAAAAAUAAAAAGCAAAGAAAAUA
Messenger RNA from Magallana angulata, 1357 nucleotides. RefSeq names its product BBSome-interacting protein 1-like. Lineage: Eukaryota; Metazoa; Mollusca; Bivalvia; Ostreida; Ostreidae. Gene Ontology annotation, cellular component: BBSome. The transcript has 2 exons. The coding region runs from base 143 to 370 and encodes 75 amino acids. Gene Ontology annotation, biological process: cilium assembly; receptor localization to non-motile cilium. The record is from RefSeq and is a predicted model, not a curated record.